UUUUCUUUCAAUUCAGUUGAAAUUAAGAAUAACAACAGCGCACAAUUUGGUUGAAAAACCGCGUUUCGAUAAAUGCGUGAAUUGUAAUUAUGUCGACGAGUACUAUAAGUCUGUCGCUAAAGAUCGGUCUUGGUUUCAUCGGUAUGUGGCCCGGCUCCUCAUACGGGACGCAUCUCUGGCUCUUUUACAUGGCUACCCUCCUCGCCAUGCAAUACUUUCAAUAUUCCUACGUUUUUGUGCAUCUGAAUAAGAACGAUUUCUCCAAACUAAUGGAUGGUCUGAGCGUCACUCUAGAUUACACUCUGACGUUUUUAAAGCUGUUGAGUCUCUGGCACAAUCGACGAAUAUUUUCGGAUAUCUUAGACGCCAUGGAAGAUGACUGGAACAAUCAGGUCACGGAUUCACACGUGUACGUGAUGACAAGCAAAGCUAAUCUAGCGCAUCGAUGUUCUAAAGCUAUGAUGAUCCUAAAUAGUUUGGCCACUAUCUUCUACUUUGUGGGCAGCUACUUGAGUCAUCGUAUAAUCUCCGCCGGCGAAGAACCUCGAGAGUUUCCGAUACAAAUGCAGUUCCCGUUCGACCAAGCUUCGGACUCGCCAAUCUUCGAGCUCAUUUAUCUGGCAACCUUCUUUCAUGUAUGGGAGACGGCGACCGUAAUCGCGAUGUUGAAUUCUCUCAUCUUAGCACUUGUACUUCACGUGAGUGGCCAGAUUGAUAUUAUGUGCCAAGAAUUGAGAGAAAUUUCCUCCACGAAAAAAUCUCAUCCAUCGGCCACAAGAUCACUCAUCGAAAGACAUCAGAAAAUCAUAUCUUUAUCCAAUAAUAUUGACAACUUUUUCUCCUUUGUUGCACUGAUACAGUUUGUAUGGAAUACCAUAGUUAUCUGCUCUAUAGGAUUCAUGAUCGUAAUAUCUCUAGGCACAGAUAUAGAAGGUAAAUCCGGAAUAUUAAUACAAUCCAUUAUUCCAUAUGUCGCUGUAACGUUAGAAGCUUUCGUUUUCUGUUUUGCUGGCGAAUAUUUGAGUUCUAAGAGCAGAUCUAUCGGCGAUGCGGUAUAUGAGAUACAUUGGUACGAAUUGUCCACCAAUGAAUGCCAAAUUUUAUUGCUCAUAAUCGUUAGAGCCCAAAAACAAUUGACGAUCACAGCCGGAAAAGUUAUGGAUUUGACUUUGGAAGGUUUCACGACUGUCAUGAAAGCUUCGGCGUCAUACAUUUCAGUAUUACACGCUAUGUAUUCGACAACUACCAUCAGUCCGUCGCUGAAAAUCGGCCUUCAAUUACUUGGUAUGUGGCCGGAUGUACCAUACUCAGCUGUUUAUUGGCUUAUGUUUAUGUCGAGCAUGCUGAUAAUACAAUAUUUUCAAUAUCUGUACGUAAUGGGACAUUUAAAGAUGAACGAAUUAUCGGAUCUCGUGGAUAGCUUGCCUGCGACCUUAGAUUAUACUUUAACGUUAUUUAAAAUGAUCAGUCUUUGGAUACAUCGUCGAGUUCUCCAUAAAAUUCUAAUAGCUGUGGAUAACGAUUGGCACGAAUGCGUCAAUGUUGAACAGCAUUUUCAUGUGAUGACAAUUAAAGCCAGUAUAUCACAUUUCUGUUCUAACGCUAUGUUGAGUUUCAAUGCAAUUGCUGGAGUACUUUAUGUUUUGAGCGAUUAUAUGAUUCAUUUUGUCUCUUUGGUCGACGAUUACAAUGAUACUCUGCGGCAACUUCCUAUCAAGAUAGAACUUCCUUUUGAAUAUGAGCAAUCGCCUAUUUUCGAGCUGCUCGUAGUAAUUCUGUUUUUACAUACAAUGUUACAUGUAUGUGCAGUUGCUAUUUUAAACGGAUUGAUCUUUACUUUGGUACUUCACGCAAGCGGACAAAUCGACAUUAUAUGCCAAGAGUUCAGAAAUAUUUCUGACAAAACUUCUCUUUAUGAUUCUUCCGCACCAAUAUUAAGGAUGUUGAUCGAUAGGCAUAAUAAAGUGAUUUCGUUUUCCAAUAAUAUCGAGAAACUUUUCUCUUUCAUCGCAUUAAUGCAAGUUGUUUGGAAUACUUUAGUUAUUUGCUGUCUAGGAUUCAUCAUCGUAAUAUCUGUCAAUGGUGGAACCAGUGUCAUGAUUUUAAUAAAAACCAUUUUCGCUUAUUUUGCCAUAAUGAUUGAGGCCUUUAUUAUUUGCUUCGCCGGAGAAUACCUCAGCCUUAAAAGUAAAUCAAUUGCCGAUGCAGCAUAUGAAACAUUCUGGUACAAUAUGCCAUCAAGUCAGAGUAAAGUUAUGACAUUUAUAAUAAUGAGAUCCAAUAAGCGACUAGCAAUCACGGCAGGAAAAAUGACAGAUAUGUCCUUUGAAGCUUUUAGUAGCAUGAUAAGAGCAUCGGCAUCAUAUAUAUCUGUUUUACAUGCAAUGUAUUAAUAUUCAAAAAAACACGAC
Camponotus floridanus (Florida carpenter ant) is the source of this 2411-nucleotide messenger RNA. RefSeq lists its product as uncharacterized. NCBI's taxonomy places the organism in Eukaryota, Metazoa, Arthropoda, Insecta, Hymenoptera, Formicidae. The transcript is spliced from 12 exons. Gene Ontology annotation, molecular function: olfactory receptor activity; odorant binding. Gene Ontology annotation, cellular component: plasma membrane. The record is from RefSeq and is a predicted model, not a curated record. Gene Ontology annotation, biological process: sensory perception of smell; detection of chemical stimulus involved in sensory perception of smell. The coding region runs from base 90 to 2393 and encodes 767 amino acids.